AUGUCAUUUGAAAGAAUUAAUCUUGUGUUAAAACAAAUCUCUGCAUCGGAUUCUUAUUCAUCUGUUCAAUCUCUGCUUACACAAUAUUUUUUCGAUAGAACUCUCCAGUUAACAGCGGUUGAUCAAGAAAAAGUAGUUCGGUUAUGUUUGAGAAAGCUACCCGACUGGUUUUCUCAGCAUCCCGAACAAGUGAAAGAGAUUAAAAUAGAUUUUCAUCAACAUCUCCUUCAAACCCCGAUUUUACUAACGCAAAAGCAAAUUAUUGACUUAAUUCUGAAUGAAUUUCAAACCAUACCAGUCGAUUAUUUCAUUUUCCUUCUCAAUGAUAUCUAUGAGAAAAACUAUGUUAAAUUAUUAAGUGAAUUAGAAAAAGAAAACGAUAUUGGAUAUAUUAUUCACCUUCCCGAUCGAAUUACAAACAUUUCGUUAACGAACAUUCCGUCGAACUUUCGAGCGAAGAUCUAUUUCAAUCGAUUGAGUGAAUAUAUUGAAGAACAAUUGAUCACAUAUCAUUAUCCAAAGAUGAUCGCGCAAACCGAUACAAAUGUUCAAUUCUUAUGUCAACUCAUACAUAAAGCAGCGAAAUUAGGAUAUACGGAAUAUAUCUGGCGUCGAUUGUAUAAGAAUUUAUUCCUAAUCAAAUGUCCUACCGAUUCACUCUGGUUACGAUUAGCGCAGUACUUUCUUUUGGAAACAAUCGACGAUGUUCUCCUUUACACCAUUCAACACGGUAAUGCUCAAACGCUUGAUUUAUUCCUUAGUGAUCGUAUUCUUCAUAUUCCGUUAUUACAAACGUAUUUGAUCGAUACACUUCUCUUUCGUAAACAAUUAUCUAUUCAAAUCGUUCGAACUAUUCUUAUUUACUUAACUAUGUCGCCCAAUCGAAUAGAGCAAUGUUUUGAGAAAACAUUUGUUCGAUUUUUAAAAUUAUGGUCUCAGGAAAGUUUUAUUCGGUUUUCGUCGAAUGAGCAACAUUUUUACAUCUGUCAAUGCAUAUGCCUUUGUUUAUCACUUCAUCAUCACGUUCACAUUCAACAGGAUAAAGAUGAAAUCAUUCUGUGCAUAUUAAAUGGUAUUCGGAUACAUUUAGAAUCUACUUUUGACUAUAUCCGUCGGCGUGGACAGUUUCUCGGAGAAUUGAUUGUGGAAAGAAUUGACGUGUUUUCGAAUCCAAAUCAACUUCAAUUCAAUACAUAUGAUAAAAAUCAUCCGGAAAUCGAAAGUUUAAGAAAACUAGCGGAAUUGAAUCAUUCAGCAACCGAUAGAGCAUUGUCAGAUGAUGAGCAACAAGAAAUUCCUAAGAAGAAAGAAUCUCCUAAAUCAGUUUCACCGUCGAACAUAGUUGUCCUUCACGAAGCUUCCAACGACGAUGAUGAUGACGAUGACAGUGAAUUUGAAACUUACGAUUAUUCCCACGACACGAUCAAAUCUGAAGUAUCAAAGCCGAGUUAUAUUCGUUCAUGUCUUGCCGAUCUAAUCGCCACCGACAAAGUUCCUCAAUUAGAAGCCGCUCUACACGUUUUACCAUCAUUAAUUGAACUCUAUAGAAUCGAAUGUGAAGAAGUAGCUUUAGAAUUAACACGAAUUCUCUUGAACUACAAUAGUACAUUCAAUAUCGAGAAUUUUCAUGAACUACAGCUGAAUGGACUGGUGACAUUAUGUAAAACAUAUCCAUUGUUAAUCAGUGAUUAUUUAUGCAAACAAUUCUACGAAAGAAAUUAUACGUUAAAUCAGCGAAGUUUGAUUCUAAAAACGAUCCAAGAGACUGGAAAGCGAUUGUCAAGUAUUGAUCAGAUUCGAACGAAAAUUUAUGAAGAAUUAUUUUCUUCUUCUGAUGAGGAAGAAGAAGAAUCAUGGCGUUCAACGAUCAACAAACGAUUAAAAUUGAAGACAAAAUACAAAACCAAGACUCGUUCAAUUCAUCAACCGAUCUUGAAAGAAAAUUCUUUCGGCAACAUCGUUGGAUAUUUUUUCUAUCCGUUAAUCUCACAAAUCGAUCAAUCGACACCGCAUUUAUCAUUAAUCGACGGCGAUAGCGAACAUUUGCUAUUAUGCGAACUUCUGGCUUGUUUAGGACGCUUGUGUAUCCAUGCCCAAAACACAUUGAUUUUGAAAAACAUGGUCAAACAGUUCCUACAAGUCUUGAAAGUCCUACAGCAACAUCUAGAUGCCGGCGUUCGACAUGCUGUUGUCUACGGUUAUGCGUGCUGUUUAGUUUCCAUUGGAAAUCAAUGCUAUGACGAAGAUUUACAAACGAGUUUUAUAGAAUUAAAGCAAUGGUUAGAUGAGAUGAUUCUUAAGGAUACGAAUACUGAAGUUCAGAAAUUAGCGAGAUCAACUCAUUUAUCUUCCUGUCGAUAUUUGAUUCAAAUCCACGAGAGUUUAACCAUGUUGAAAGCACAAGUUAUUCUGAUGUUUAUCUGCGCACAAAUAUUCCUCAUCAACUGUUUUACAUUAAAUCAUAUUCCGAGACCACUCUGGUCAGAAUCUGAUGGUGAAAUCAACGAUGAACUUCUUUCGAAGUUAUUACGAACUGAAGCAUUGUUAAGUGAAGCUACGCCAACAAUCGGUUCAUCAGCUGUUGGUCUCUUCGAGCAAACCGAUGGUCAUCCACGUGGUUUACAAAAACGAGGACGACAAUGCUUAUGGAAAGUAUGCAGUUGGGCACUUGAUAAACGUUCAUUGCGUUCACCAAGUCCAUCGUCAACGAAUUCCCUCGAUACUUUAUCCAAACUGUUAUAUUAG
This is a messenger RNA of Adineta ricciae, 2745 nucleotides long. The record is from the annotation of a GenBank genome assembly. Lineage: Eukaryota; Metazoa; Rotifera; Eurotatoria; Adinetida; Adinetidae.